AUGGCAGCGUCGCAAGAAGUCGGUGCUUGGCAGACGGUAGCCCGGCGCAAAAAAGGCCCUCGCAGCAACAACCCCCACACAGCCGCGCGACAGUCCAAAUCCGGUCUCGACCAACCCGACGCAAGGUCAACAUCUGUCAACCAACCCAUCAUCAAGAACGGUCGCUUGCAGGAGCCACCAAGCGCGCCAUCACAACAUCAGUCACAUCUCGCAGACAUUGACAGGACAUACGGCCGCAUCCGUACUGCUUACACCUCCAGCGCCAGCCACGCCGCGCUCGCGGCCCUCGUCCGCGCCCACGCAGCCAGUCACGCCCCCAUUAGGCGCGCCAUCUGCCUCGGAAAUGGGCCCCUUCACGCCCCCGAUUCGAGCUGGGACAGGCGGCGGGCCGCCAACAUCCAGACCGUCACGUUUCUCGCGCUCGUCGAGCUCUUGACCGGCGACUUCGUCGUCGGCGGCGGCAGCAGCAGCAGCAGCAGCGGUGAGAAGAGGCCAAGGAUCCGUUGCAUCUUCCAGGAACCCCUCUACACCGCUGCGGACCGGGCCUACCUGACCACAACGCUGGGUUGUGAAGUCGUCGACGACCCGGAGGCUCUCGCGCACGUCACCGAGGACUCGCUAGUCUGGGGUGUCCACAUGUAUCAUUCUGUCUACGGCGACAUCUUGCGCCGAGUCCCCGAGCCGGCCAUGCUUGUUGGCACGCCGUGGGACGUCUGGGAUGCGCUGCCGCCGGACGAGGAUGGGCGGGUCGCCGAGUCGCUCAAGGGCCUGGCCAACAUGGAUGCAUCGGCCGGCUAUGACCUUUUCGCAUUCCCGCAGGACGAGGGGCACUUCACCUUCUGUGACACGGGGAUAUACUGGAGGAAAGAUAGAACAGCGGAUAGAGGAGGGAGCCCGCUUAUUGCAGAACCGUCUACAAUCGAGAAUGACGGCGCUACUGGUCUUCCUGAGAAGAAAACUCAGGGGUAA
Pyricularia pennisetigena is the source of this 969-nucleotide messenger RNA. RefSeq lists its product as uncharacterized. The record is from RefSeq and is a predicted model, not a curated record. The coding region runs from base 1 to 969 and encodes 322 amino acids. The transcript has a single exon. Lineage: Eukaryota; Fungi; Ascomycota; Sordariomycetes; Magnaporthales; Pyriculariaceae.